Molecule: messenger RNA, 402 nt
Organism: Vicia faba (fava bean)
Lineage: Eukaryota; Viridiplantae; Streptophyta; Magnoliopsida; Fabales; Fabaceae
Source: the annotation of a GenBank genome assembly
AUGAUUGUAGGUCCCAUAAAAGCACUUUUUAUGGAUGAAAUAUCAACUGGCUUAGACAGCUCCACUACUUUUCAAAUAGUUACAUGUCUCCAGCAAUUGGUGCACAUCAAUGAUGCAACAGCAGUGCUUUCACUCCUCCAACCAGCACCAGAAACCUUUGAGUUGUUUGAUGAUCUUAUAUUGAUGGCAGAGGGGAAGAUAGUAUACCAUGGCCCCUGCAGUCAAGCACUCCAGUUCUUUAAGGAUUGCAGUUUCUGGUGCCCUGAAAGAAAAGGAGUGGCAGACUUUCUUCAAGAGGUAACCUCUAAGAAGGAUCAAAGGCAAUACUGGUACCGCACGGAUAUUCCUUACAGUUAUGUUUCAGUGGAUGAGUUCUCUCAAAUUUUCAAAACAAGCUACUAG